Molecule: messenger RNA, 555 nt
Organism: Protopolystoma xenopodis
Lineage: Eukaryota; Metazoa; Platyhelminthes; Monogenea; Polystomatidea; Polystomatidae
Source: the annotation of a GenBank genome assembly
CUCGUUGGUUUAGAUCUUGAUUCUACGGCAAUAUCUGUCAAUUUUUCUACUAAUGAAGUCUCAAAUACUUCUGAAAACUGUGUUGGUACCGCCAGUCCAGUAGCUGCGGUCCAGGCAGCUAGCUUUGUAUCGCAGACUUCCUCAAGUGAAGACUCUUCAAUUGAUUCCAAUGUGGCAGGUUGUGCACGUUCAGGCAGCCGAUCCGAUCCAGACACAAGUUUGCAUCGUUUAGAUUGUAUUGGUUGCGCAACUCAAAAUCAUUUGACCUUCUUCGAUAGUCCCCUUGGCUUAGCUGAGGCUGUGGUUCGGGCCGGAAGAAGAAUAAUCGCUGCUACCAUGUGUGAACAGAAUAGGGAAACUCGACGUCAUGUCAAAAAGCAAUCUAAUGGCUGUGGUGGUGGGAUCGAAACAGUGGAAUCCCGCAGAGCACAGCUUCCUCGCCACUCUCGUAAGAUGAGCGUCCCUUUAAUCAACUUUCUUUCAUCCAGCUCGGCGAACACGACCAAAAGUGGUGGCUCCUCAGAGGCGGCUACUUCUCCUGCUAAAUUGGAAUGA